AUGAUCAGAAGAUCACAAGUGCUUCUUAAUGCCGACUCAGGUGCCCUCAAACGCCGGUUAGAGCAGCUGGCUGAGAACGCGCGUUCCAUAGCCGAUGAUCCACAGGCCGGCACAAUCCCGGACGCCUUGCCCGUGGAUAUGCCCAAGUUGCGGUUCAAGCUGGAUCAAAUCGAGAACCAGAACUUCGACCACCAAUAUCAGAGAGAAAUCGGUCUCAGUAAGAUCCCCACGUAUGCGGGCAAGCAAGAGCGAGACAUUGCGAGUUCGAAAGUGUGGACGGGCAAGGAGUCUGUCUACGAUGCGUCUCUAAGAAUGCUCAACGACAAGUAUAAGCCGUUGCCCAAGGCGAGCGUGCGACAGAGGUUACACAACGCCCGCGACGGGGCGCUCGAUUACCAACUGGGAAAACUGUCCGACAAAACCAAAGCCAAAAAUGAGGACGACCAGUUUGCAGAAAUGUACAGAGAGCGUCUCUUGGGCCCCGCGCAGUUCCUUGGUGACUCGUUUGCGUCUGUAGACAACUCUGUGCGGUCGUUGGCCGACCAGCGGAUUCAGGAAGCGCAGCGGCGCGGCGAGUUUCGCAAUAUUCCCCGAGGAAAACCGCUCCCCAGAGAUUACACCAGCAAUAGCGCAUUUAUUGACCGCACAGAGUAUCAUCUGAACAACAUACUGAAACGGCAAGAGGCCAUGCCGCCGUGGAUCGAGAAACAGGGGAGUGUGGAGACCCAGAUCCGCCAAUUUCGGAACCAGCUCGACUGCGAUUGGACACUACAGGCCGUGCAUAUUGUUUGCGAGCGACACUCAAAGAAAAGCGACACAGACAAGAUCCAGAUUAUGAGCCAGUACGCCGAGGCAGAGCGCGACGACAGCUCUCGCCACAGGAAGCUGCGCAGCAGCCAAUGGGAACAAAAAUACAGCAAGUAUCUGGACGUCAAAUUGAAAGCGUUGAAUGACAGUAUCCGAAGUUAUAAUCUGCAGGCUCCUUUGGCCUCACAGAAACUCUAUCUAAACGCAAGCACCGAGCUGGAAAAAUGUUACCGACGGUGCGCAGAGAAUUUGGAAGCUGCGAUCAGGAGACAUUUGCUGGGUGAGCCGCCCGCAGCGCAGUCUUCGUUAAGGCCGAGAUCCGACCGGGUGAUGCAGCGGGACAUCCGUCAAGUGUACCAGGUGCCGACCGAGAGUCUCGGGAAACAGCUGCUCAAUAUUUUCCGCUGGCGGCGCAAGGACGAAUGA
Ogataea haglerorum is the source of this 1233-nucleotide messenger RNA. RefSeq lists its product as uncharacterized. NCBI's taxonomy places the organism in Eukaryota, Fungi, Ascomycota, Pichiomycetes, Pichiales, Pichiaceae. The transcript has a single exon. The record is from RefSeq and is a predicted model, not a curated record. The coding region runs from base 1 to 1233 and encodes 410 amino acids.